ACAUCACUUAUUACACUUCAAAAUACAAGCUUGUGAUUUCAAAAGAGUUACGUUACACAGAAUAAUCAAGGAUCAAAGAUGAUUAUGGAUAAAGCUUUCUUCCUUUGUGCCACUAUCUUUGUGAUCAGUUUUGCCUUUGGUAAUGGGAGAUCAAUUCGUGAUCCAGUUUUUCACUGCCUUUUUGAAACCUCAGAUGCCGCAGAGACAUGUUACAGAGCAGCCCAUAACCCCGCUGGUCUCCAGCGUGGAAGAAGUCUUGGAUUGGCUAUGAAGAGUCUUCUUCCGACAGAUAUCGACAACUGGCCUAGCAUGAAUAACAGCCAGAAGGCACAAAAGUGUUUGACAUCGUUGAAGAAUUUUAUGGCGCCACUCGAGGUUGUCAUGGCAAGCCUUAAACGGCCGCACUUUAACUGCAAGUCAUCGGGAAACACGUUGAACAAGACAGUCCAUGGAUUACAUCAACUCCUGGAGACAGCUAUUAAGGACAUUAACAUAUAUGCCCGUCGUCAAAGUAUUUCCCUGAAACCAUUUAAACUGACAUCUGUGGACAUGACAAGAAUGACAGCACUAGCCAAGAGGCAACUGAAACUGUCGGGAUUGUCGGCAAGUCGAGCAGUGGUAGUUCGAAAUUAUGUCUUCUUGGAUUACCUAAACGAAGUUGUUUCCGACAUAAAACUCACUCCAAGAUCCUGCUUUAAUACCAAAGUUCAGCUUAGUCAGAUUUGCCCAGUGUGAGAUCAGUUGACGGUGACCUGGAAAGAUCAAGUUUUUAAUCGCUAGAAAACGACAUUAUGGAUAAAAACAAACGCUUGCUCGAAUUUGAUUUAUUUGAAAUUUGCAACUUUCUAUUUUAAUAUAUACUUGGAGUAGGUCUAUUUUUUCAAGGAUAUGAAGAGGUUCAUUCGAACAGCUUCUCAUAUAGACUAUUCACAUUGAAUACAAAACUUAUUGUUCUGUAAGAAUAUUCAUGGUAAACUAUUUUGGUUGGAACAUAUGGUUAUAGGGAGAUGUUUAUUCAAACAGAUAUAUCAUACUAUUUAUUCAUUUUUAUACUCACUGAAAUAAAUGCAUUUGCUUGGCAA
Messenger RNA from Pocillopora damicornis (cauliflower coral), 1082 nucleotides. RefSeq lists its product as uncharacterized. The record is from RefSeq and is a predicted model, not a curated record. NCBI's taxonomy places the organism in Eukaryota, Metazoa, Cnidaria, Anthozoa, Scleractinia, Pocilloporidae.